AUGAUGUCCACUAGCCACGCGGUGAAGUCGCCGGCGUGCGCGGCUCGGUGGCCCGUGGACGCGCCGACCCACACGGCGACGCUCUCGGCCAGGCACGGGAGGCUGUGGCGAGGAGGCCGCGGCGUGGCGCCGUGCUCCGUGCGCGCCGCGGGCUCCUCCAACACCAUUGGCUGCCUCGAGGCCGAGCCGUGGGGCGCCGCCGCGCCCGCGCCGGCACUGCCGCUGCGAGGACUCCAUGUGGCGGCGCCGGCGCCCGGGGACGACGCGCUGGCCGUGCCGUCCGAGCAGAGGGUGCACGAUGUCGUGCUCAAGCAGGCGGCGCUCGCGGCCGCGGCGCCGAGGACGGCGCGGAUCGAGCCCGUGCCCAUGGACGGCGGGCUCAAGGCGGCCUUCCACCGCUGCGGGGAGGUCUGCCAGGAGUACGCCAAGACAUUCUACCUGGCGACGCAGCUGAUGACGCCGGAGCGGAGGAGGGCAAUCUGGGCAAUAUACGUGUGGUGCAGGAGAACGGACGAGCUGGUUGACGGGCCCAACGCGUCCCACAUCUCGGCGGUGGCGCUGGACCGGUGGGAGUCGCGGCUGGAGGACAUCUUCGCCGGCCGCCCGUACGACAUGCUCGACGCCGCCCUGUCCGACACCGUCGCCAACUUCCCCGUCGACAUACAGCCGUUCAGGGACAUGAUCGAGGGGAUGCGCAUGGACCUGAAGAAGUCCCGGUACCGGAGCUUCGACGAGCUGUACCUCUACUGCUACUACGUGGCCGGCACCGUGGGGCUGAUGAGCGUCCCGGUGAUGGGCAUCUCGCCGGACUCGAGGGCGGCCACCGAGACGGUCUACAAGGGGGCGCUGGCGCUGGGCCUGGCCAACCAGCUCACCAACAUCCUCAGGGACGUCGGCGAGGAGUACGUCAUCUCCAAUCGCCAGAAGGGAAGGAUCUAUCUCCCACAGGACGAACUGGAGAUGGCGGGGCUCUCCGACGCCGACAUCUUGGACGGCCGCGUCACCGACGAGUGGCGAAGCUUCAUGAGGGGCCAGAUCACCAGGGCCAGAGCCUUCUUCAGGCAGGCCGAGGAAGGCGCCACCGAGCUCAAUCAGGAGAGCCGAUGGCCGGUGUGGGCUUCUCUGCUCCUGUACCAGCAAAUCCUCGACGAGAUCGAGGCGAACGACUACAACAACUUCACCAGGAGGGCCUACGUUCCAAAGACGAAGAAGCUGAUGGCGCUGCCCAAGGCGUACCUGAUAUCACUGGUGCAGGCUGAGAGACAGAGACACUACUCCAGCCUAACAUAG
Molecule: messenger RNA, 1290 nt
Organism: Miscanthus lutarioriparius
Lineage: Eukaryota; Viridiplantae; Streptophyta; Magnoliopsida; Poales; Poaceae
Source: the annotation of a GenBank genome assembly